AUGCUUCUCGCAACCCUGCUCUCGCUGUCCCUGUACAGCACCCUCACAUCCGCCCUCGCGGCCCCGUUGCGCCUCCCUCCGAGGCCGCCACCGCAGUACCAGCUCCGCGACGCCAUCGCGCCGCCUCAGACCCCGACAAUUCGGAGCGUCUCCUUCUCCGGGAACGGGUGCCCGUCAGGCGGCGGCGGCGAGCCGUCGGUGGUCGUGACGGACGCCUCGUUCGAGCGCUUCUCGUUCCAGAUGCCGAGCUACGAGGCCUUCUCGCGGGAGCCGCAGCGCCGCUCCGUCUUCUGCCAGGUGCACCUCUCGGCCGAGGGCCUGGCCCCGGGCUGGCAGGUCGCGCUCCGGGACGUCUGGCUGCGCGGCCACUUGGCCAUGGACAGGGGCGUGACGCUGGGCAACUACGUGACCAUGUUCUUCAGCGCCGAUGCCGCGAGCACGGUUACUACAUACACCACGGUGGUCGCUCAGAACGGGACGCGGCUAGAUAGGGACAUCACACUGCAUUCUAGGAUCCCGACGGCGAGUCUGGUGUGGUCGCCUUGCAGAGCUUCAGGAGGCUCCGGUAUUUUGAAUGUCAAUGACCGUGUUUCAUUUACGACGAGUGCCAACGCAACAUCAACGGCGCAAGGUUAUUUUGGCAAGCCCGACAACGGGACUGUGACGGAGAAGCUGGGUUGGGUUUGGCGACGCUGUUGA
Molecule: messenger RNA, 699 nt
Organism: Neoarthrinium moseri
Lineage: Eukaryota; Fungi; Ascomycota; Sordariomycetes; Amphisphaeriales; Apiosporaceae
Exons: 2
Coding region: 1-699 (232 amino acids)
Source: RefSeq, a predicted model, not a curated record